This is a messenger RNA of Pan troglodytes (chimpanzee), 1270 nucleotides long. It is a transcript of the gene MBLAC1, whose product is annotated as metallo-beta-lactamase domain containing 1. The transcript is spliced from 2 exons. The coding region runs from base 171 to 971 and encodes 266 amino acids. Lineage: Eukaryota; Metazoa; Chordata; Mammalia; Primates; Hominidae. The record is from RefSeq and is a predicted model, not a curated record.
GGCGCCGGAACUACAGCUACCUCCGCGGCGCCGCUUCGGCCGCCAUAUCUGGGUACACGGGAACCGCAGAGGACAAACUCCCACCCGCGUUUUCGAUUUCUGCGCUUUCUUCGACUGAGGCAAGACCUAGCAGAGGCCCAAGCCCGUCCCUGCCUGCCAGGAGCAGCCUCAUGCGGACCGAGCCGCUGUGCGGGGCAUCCCCUCUGCUGGUGCCCGGCGACCCCUACUCCGUGAUGGUUCUGCUGCAGGGCUACGCGGAGCCAGAGGGGGUGGGCGAUGCCGUGCGCGCCGACGGCUCCGUGACCCUGGUCCUACCCCAGACCCGGGGCCCGGCCUCCAGCCACCGAGAGUCCCCGCGCGGGAGUGGCGGCGCAGAGGCCGCCCUGGAGGAGGCGGCCCGUGGCCCCAUCCUGGUGGACACCGGGGGCCCCUGGGCUCGGGAGGCGCUGCUGGGGGCGCUGGCGGGGCAGGGCGUGGCCCCGGGAGACGUGACGCUAGUGGUGGGGACCCACGGGCACUCGGAUCACAUCGGGAACUUGGGGCUGUUCCCAGGCGCGGCUCUGCUGGUCUCGCACGACUUCUGCCUUCCCGGAGGCCGCUACCUGCCCCACGGGCUGGGUGAGGGGCAGCCCCUGCGCCUGGGCCCGGGGCUCGAGGUGUGGGCCACGCCGGGCCACGGGGGCCAGCGCGACGUGAGCGUGGUGGUGGCCGGCACGGCUCUGGGCACCGUGGUGGUGGCGGGAGAUGUGUUUGAGCGAGAUGGGGACGAGGAUUCGUGGCAGGCACUGAGUGAAGACCCCGCAGCCCAGGAGCGGAGCCGGAAGAGGGUCCUGGUCGUUGCCGACGUGGUCGUACCUGGUCACGGGCCCCCGUUUCGAGUGCUAAGGGAAGCCUCGCAGCCCGAGACGGAGGGUGGAGGGAACAGCCAGCAGGAGCCGGUGGUCGGAGACGAGGAGCCCGCCCUGCACUAAUCAGCCUCGAGAGGGACUGCACUCUUGUCAGGGAAGCCCUAACAGCGAAGAGCUGCUGGAGACAGAGUCAGAGCAGUCAAGGGUGGGAGCUUCCAGCCCUUCCAGGAGGCCAGUUUUCCAGUGAAGACAGAGUGCACCUGACACUGCCAUCACAUCGUCAGUAUCACUGCCUGUCUCUGCCACCAAACUAAGAUCAAAGGAGGGGCUCAGCUCCCUGUGCAUUCUCCCUGGGCCUCAGUAAAAUGGGAGAAGGUUCCUGGGAGGGGCCUCCAAAAUAAAAAUGGAAACUGCAUUGAAAA